Arabidopsis arenosa is the source of this 1819-nucleotide messenger RNA. The record is from the annotation of a GenBank genome assembly. NCBI's taxonomy places the organism in Eukaryota, Viridiplantae, Streptophyta, Magnoliopsida, Brassicales, Brassicaceae.
AUGUAUCGCAAAAACCCUAGCAAGAUGGGGCGGCUGAAAUUGAUUCCAGAUGAUGACGACGACUCACAGAAGAAAGGCUCCGAUUGUUUCGAGGUCGAUUUGGAGUACGGUGAGAGGUUACUGCACAAUCAGAAGCGCAAGGAUCUCCAGAAAUACGAUGAGCUGAAGGAUAGAGGUAUCAUCAACGAUGACGAAGGUUCCGAGUCAGAGGAGGAGGAAUCAGAUUCUGAGCCAGAUGAUGAUUUAGGAGAUCCAAAAAACGAUGUCAAAUUCAUCGAUGUUUUGCUUAAGGUAAAGAAAAAGGAUCCUUUGAUUAAGAACAAAGAUGUUAACUUCUAUGAGAGUGAUGAAGAAGAUGAGGCUAAGGAGAAGAAGGUGAAGAAGAAGAAGAAGAAGAAGAAGAUGUAUUUGAAAGAUGUUCAGGCACAGCAAUUGAUUGAAGAAGGUCCUGAGUUUGUUGAGGAAGAUGAGGAGAGGAGGAAGGUUAAGAGUUACGAUGAGAGGCAAGAGGAAUUGAGGAAAGCUGUAACUGAUGCUUUCGAAGAGGAGAGUGAUGAAGAUGGUGAAGAUUUAUUGAGAGUUGCGGAGAAGGAAGGAGAUGAUGAUUUGUGGAAGGAGAAAGAUGAGAAGAUUGUAAUAGAUGAAGAAGAUUUGAAGGAGUUGGAUGAAGAUGAGGAAGCUGUUGAGAAGCAAGAGGAUUAUGAGACUACCUAUAGACAUGAAGAGAAUGCUGGGGAGAUUGUUAUGGGUCAGUCUAGGGUUGUGGAAGGGUCGGUGAGGAAGAAGGAUAAUGCGAGGAAGGCGCAGAGGAAGAGUAAAGAGGAGAGGAUGAAGAUGGAUGAGAUUGAGAGGCAAGAGGAGUUGAAGCGGUUGAAGAAUGUUAAGAAGAAGGAGAUGAAGGAGAGGAUGAAGAAAGUGCUUUCUAUUGCUGGUUUUAAGGAUGGUGAAGAAUGUCCUUUGGAUGCGAAAGACUUGGAUGAUGAGUUUGAUCCUGAGGAGUAUGAUAUGAUGAUGAAAGCUGCGUUUGAUGAUGAUUACUAUGGUGCGGAGGAUUCAGAUUUGAAUAGUGAUGAGGAUGAUGGUGAGAAACCAGACUUUGACAAGGAGGAUGAAUUGCUUGGACUUCCCAAAGAUUGGGGUGUGAUUCAAGGUGGGGAUGGUUUUAUAUCUGCUAGAGAAAAGGUUUUGAAGCAUAUGGAGAAUGGUGCUGGUGAUGAAGAAGAAGAAGAAGAAGAAGAAGAAGUAGAAGAAGAAGAAGAAGUCGAUGAGGAGAAGGAAGUGGAGGGUAAGAGGAAGAGAAAGCGGAAAACAUCUCUUGUACAAAGAGCCAAGGAAGCUAUGUUGGAGGAGUACUACAAGCUAGACUAUGAGGAUACAAUUGGAGAUUUGAAAACAAGGUUUAAGUAUGCGAAAGUACAACCAAACAAAUUCGCCCUGGAUACAGGAGAGAUACUCUUCUUAGAUGACACAGAGCUGAACCAGUACGUUCCAUUGAAGAAGAUGGCUCCUUAUGUGGAAAAGGAUUGGGAGGUGAAUAGACACAAGGUCAAGGAGCAGAAACUUAAGAUCCAGGAGUUGUUGCAGGGUGAACGCCAUGAAAAGAAAAGCAAGAAGAGGAAGAAGAACGAUGUUGUUGAGGAAACGAAACCAACACAGAAAGCAGAUGAGGAAGGCGAAGCUGAGACGAAGCUAUCGAAAAAGGCAAAGAGAAGAAGGCGUCGAGCAGAGAAGAAGCUUCCUCCUAAUAGAAUGGCUGCUUAUGGAAAGGCGUAAUGAAGAUGGAGUUAGAGAAUCAGAUACAGCCAUUUCUUUUCGUUUU